AUUACAUGUGAUCUGAGACUUUCCUUAUUUUCCUGCCCUAGGUGUGUAAUAUACUAUUCUCGUUUCGAAAACCCUAGUAAAACCCAACUAUUGAAAUUAUUCCCUAUUAUGUGCGGGGAGGGAGAUAGCCAAUAAGGGACAAGUAGAAAAAAAAACGUAAACUGGUACCGGUGUGCAGCUGCAAUGUUUGUAAUGUAAUGUGAUGUCAAAUAUUAAUUUUGGUCUUACGCUCUUUGUGUACGUUUCUAUUUCACUGUGGUGAAACAAAAAAUAAUCAAACAAAAGAGCUAUGAACCUUAUAAUAUAUAUAUUAUGCGGCUUCAGCAUAAUCAUCGCUGUAUUAUGGAAAUAUUUGAUAACAACAAAAGAGAAAAAAAAGAGCGUUUGUGUAGUCGUUCUUGGUGAUGUUGGCAGAAGUCCUCGUAUGCAAUAUCACGCAUUAUCAUUCGCCAGAGAAGGCUUUUCCGUCGAUCUUGUAGGAUAUUCAGGCUCUGAACCUUUACAGGAUUUGAAGCAAAAUGCUUUGGUUAAAAUCCAUUAUCUUCAAGAAACACCGGAUUUACAAGCUUUCCCAAGACUUUUAAGAUAUGUCAUAAAGACAUUAUGGCAAUCGGUAGUCUUAAUAAAAAAGCUUGCGUUUGAAAUUCGUUCGAGUUAUCUGCUUGUACAGAAUCCUCCAGCAGUUCCAACAGUUCCAAUAUGUUGGCUGUAUACUUGCUGCACAAGAACAUGUUUGAUCAUAGAUUGGCACAACUAUGCGUAUACAAUAAUGGGGCUCAACAUUGGGAAAGAGCAUGUUCUUGUCAGAAUGACUAUGUUUGUAGAAUCAUUCUUCGGAUCCAAAGCAAAGAAACACUUUUGUGUGACGGAAGCAAUGAGAAAUGAUCUUAAGUCUAACUGGGACAUAGACGCCAAAGUUUUAUAUGAUCGUCCACCACCUCAAUUUAAACCAAUCGAAUUGUAUGAAAAACAUUCCUUGAUUACACGACUUUCAAAACAUUAUGAAGUCUUCAGAGAUACUGAUGGAUCUUCAAUAUUCACGGAAUGUCUGGAAAAUAAUGAAAUUCAAUUAAAAUCAAAGAGACCAGGAUUCAUUGUUUCGAGCACAAGCUGGACAGACGAUGAAGAUUUUUCCAUUCUCUUCAAUGCCCUCAACAGUUACGAGCUUUCGUGCGAAAGCAGGGAUCAGAAUUUACCAGAUCUUGUUUGUGCUGUAACGGGUAAAGGACCGCUGAAGGAAUUUUGGAAUGCUAUUAUACAGAGAAAAAAGUGGCGCCAUGUCAAAAUUGUCACGCCAUGGCUCGAGAACGAAGAUUACCCAAAAUUGUUGGCGAGUGCUGAUUUGGGAGUAUGUUUGCACACGUCAUCAAGUGGUUUAGAUUUACCAAUGAAGGUAGUUGACAUGUUUGGCUGUGGAUUACCUGUGUGUGCAGUUAAUUACACAUGUUUAAACGAACUGGUGAAGAACAAUGAGAACAGUUACACGUUCGAAAACGACGUUGAUCUUGCGGAAAGAUUGAAAUAUUGGUUUGACGAUUUUCCUACGAACGACAAACAGCUGACAAUUAAGAAGAAAUUUGAGAAUGAAUUAAUGAAAUUUCGAGAGCUUAAAUGGCACGGUAAUUGGACAUCUGUAGAUAUCAACAAUCGUCCAAUUAUAGGAAUCUUAUCUCAAGAGAUAAGUCACAAAUUGGACCAGGUGUAUCCGAAUGAUUACGAUAGUUACAUCGCAGCUUCUUACGUCAAGUUUGUCGAAGGUGCCGGAGCACGAGUAGUUCCUAUAUGGAUCGGAAAAAAUGAUGAGUAUUACGAGAAUUUAAUGACAAAGAUAAAUGGUGUGUUAUUUCCGGGGGGCUCAACCUGGUUUAAUCAGUCGAAGGGAUAUGCCGAGGCAGGAAAAAUAAUUUACAAAAUUGCCAAAGGAUUCAAUGAAAAUGGUGAUUACUUUCCAAUCUGGGGAACGUGCUUGGGUUUCGAAUUAUUGACUUAUUUGGCAGCAAAUGAAACAGAACAUCGCAGCAAAUGUUCCAGCAAUAAUCAAUCGUUGGCACUAGAAUUUACGCACGAUUUCAAAAGUAGCCGAAUGUUCCGCGAGGCUCCACAGGAUGUGAUCGAUAUUCUCCGUUACGAAAACGUCACUGCUAAUUAUCAUGGAUUCUGCGUCACUGCUGAGGACUUGAAUCGCGUUUCCCUGACGAAAGAAUUCCGGGUUAUUUCAAUGAACAGAGACUGGAACGGAUUCAAAUUUAUUUCUACCCUCGAGCACGUUAAUUUACCUUUCUACGGGGUACAAUUUCAUCCAGAAAAAAACAUUUACGAGUGGAUAACCAAAAAAGCGAUACCCCACGGUUACGAAGCAACAAGAGCCAGUCAAUAUUUCGCUGAUUUCUUUAUAAACGAAGCCCGUAAAAAUACUCAUCGCUUUCUCUCCGUGGAAGAAGAAGAUCAGCAUCUGAUUUAUAAUUACAAUAUGACUUAUACUGGCCUGAAAGGAUUCGCUUUUCAGCAGUGUUAUCUCUUCAAAACACCAAUGCAAUAGAUGCUCAAAGAAAACAAUUCAUAUUUUGUACUGAAUCUGAAUAUAUUAAAGCGCUGCGACUGAAUUCAUACUGAUUAUCGUGUAUUUCGAGAUUCUUAAUAUUUUAAGAAAUAAAUAAUGCAAAAAAAUUGCAGUUUAAAGAAUGGUAUAGCGACUUUACGAGCAUUACAAAAAUAUAAUAUUUUCAAACCUUAUGUGAAAAUUCCUUUUUCAUUAUUCGUAAAAUAUAACGUAAGGAUAAGAUUGCGAGCGAUUGGUUAUUCGGGAUCUCAAAUUUUAUGAGUUUGUGCGCAUGCGAUAGCUCUAUCGUUGUUUAGUAUUGUCUCGGUGCCGUUGAGCAAGUUAUUCGACAUUCAGAACAUUAAAAUAACAGUGUGAUCGGAAAUUAAUAUUUGUAGUUUUUUCAUAGUGUAAAUAUUCAAAUAGGAAAAAUCGCAAUUUAAAAAAUGUUUUUUAAAUAUUGAAAAAAAAACAUUUUUAAUAAUCUUAAUUUAGUGUUCAUUUUAAUGAAAUAGAAAGCUCAAUAAAGUCGCUGCUGACACAGG
Venturia canescens is the source of this 3084-nucleotide messenger RNA. RefSeq names its product chitobiosyldiphosphodolichol beta-mannosyltransferase-like. Gene Ontology annotation, molecular function: omega peptidase activity; mannosyltransferase activity. The transcript is spliced from 14 exons. The record is from RefSeq and is a predicted model, not a curated record. The coding region runs from base 290 to 2539 and encodes 749 amino acids. NCBI's taxonomy places the organism in Eukaryota, Metazoa, Arthropoda, Insecta, Hymenoptera, Ichneumonidae. Gene Ontology annotation, cellular component: endoplasmic reticulum.